CCCGCUCUACUUUCUAUUUUUUUUCCUACCCAAAUUUUAGGGUUUGUUUUUUCUGUUGUUGAUGGACAAGGAUUAUAUUCAUCGUAAUUAUGGGGUACAUGCGCCAUCUCCUGGGCACUUUGUGCGAUUGGAGAGAACACAAGGUGGUGAAGGGGGCGGAGACGAGUUAUUUCCAAGGAAAAAAGACAAGAUGCGUCGGUGGCUUUGUUGUACCUGUCAGGUAGAGGAGUCGUACCCACCAUAUGAGAGCGAGCGCUUAAGAAGCCCGGGAAACUACGGAGAUGGGUAUCCUAAAGGCUCAAAAGUAGCAGCUCCUGUCAAAGCUGAAUUACAGAAGGAAGCACCACCUAUUGAAGUGCCUGCAUUGUCUUUGGAAGAACUGAAAGAGAAGACUGACAAUUUUGGGUCGAAAGCAUUGAUUGGUGAAGGUUCCUAUGGAAGAGUUUAUUAUGCAAGCUUAGAAAAUGGAAAAGCUGUGGCUGUAAAAAAACUUGAUGUUGCAAGCGAGCCGGAGACAAAUUUUGAAUUUUUGACUCAGGUUUCCAUGGUCUCAAGGUUGAAGAAUGAAAAUGUUGUGGAGUUACUCGGGUACUGUGUAGAAGGAAAUCUCCGAGUGCUUGCAUAUGAGUUUGCAACAAUGGGAUCCCUACAUGACAUAUUGCAUGGUAGAAAGGGAGUUCAAGGUGCACAGCCAGGACCAGUGCUCGACUGGAUUCAGCGAGUGAAAAUUGCAGUUGAUGCAGCAAGGGGAUUGGAAUACUUGCAUGAGAAGCUACAACCAGCUAUAAUACACAGAGAUAUCAGAUCAAGCAAUGUGCUCCUCUUUGAAGACUUCAAAGCGAAGAUUGCAGACUUUAACCUUUCAAAUCAGGCUCCUGACAUGGCUGCCCGCCUUCAUUCAACUCGAGUUUUAGGAACCUUCGGUUAUCAUGCUCCUGAGUAUGCAAUGACUGGACAAUUGACACAGAAGAGUGAUGUUUACAGUUUUGGAGUAGUUCUCCUAGAGCUUCUUACCGGGAGGAAACCUGUUGAUCACACCAUGCCACGUGGGCAACAGAGUCUUGUUACUUGGGCUACUCCAAGACUGAGUGAAGACAAAGUUAAACAAUGUGUAGAUCCAAAGCUGAAGGGGGAAUAUCCCCCUAAAGGAGUUGCCAAGUUGGCAGCCGUGGCAGCAUUAUGCGUGCAGUAUGAAUCUGAGUUCCGGCCAAAUAUGAGCAUUGUUGUCAAGGCUCUCCAACCACUUUUAAAAUCAGUUGCUCCUGCUGCUCCGGAGACCUAAACCAAAGAAGUCAGUUUCUCGUGUUGGAAUUUCUGCAACUUGCACAGUUUGGUUUCCUUUGCAUGUGGAUUUCUGCGGACAAUUCUAUAUAUUUUUUUAAUUUUUAAUAUAUGAGAUCUGGUGUGUAGGUUUGGGUUGUCCUCUUUAGGGGCAUCGAUUUUCUGUCUAUUUCUUGCUGGUAUUUCAGGCUGCUGAUUUUUUUUUCCUGUCAUAAAUUGACCCUAAAGAGGCCUCGAGUCUUAUGUAGGGAUUGUUGUUUGCCUUCAAACGAUCCUUUUGUGAUCAUUAACAAAUGUUGUUCAUAAUUAUACAUGCUCUUUAUGUCAAUAUUGUUCUGCUGGAAUCCGGCCCUUUUCAUUUC
Populus euphratica (Euphrates poplar) is the source of this 1643-nucleotide messenger RNA. Its product is annotated as PTI1-like tyrosine-protein kinase 1. Gene Ontology annotation, molecular function: ATP binding; protein tyrosine kinase activity. Gene Ontology annotation, biological process: protein phosphorylation. The record is from RefSeq and is a predicted model, not a curated record. The transcript is spliced from 8 exons. Bases 62 to 1282 code for a protein of 406 amino acids. NCBI's taxonomy places the organism in Eukaryota, Viridiplantae, Streptophyta, Magnoliopsida, Malpighiales, Salicaceae.